Messenger RNA from Hyaloperonospora brassicae, 1542 nucleotides. NCBI's taxonomy places the organism in Eukaryota, Oomycota, Peronosporomycetes, Peronosporales, Peronosporaceae. The record is from the annotation of a GenBank genome assembly.
AUGGCCAUCACGUCGGACGAAGUGAAUUUUCUCAUCUACCGGUACCUGCAGGAGUCGGGCUUUUUGCACUCGGCGUUCACGUUUGCCUACGAGAGUCAGCUGGCCAAGUCGAGUGUGAUCCAUACCGAAGUGCCGCCCGGGGCGCUCGUGUCGUUUCUGCAAAAGGGACUGCAGUACGUCGGGAUUGAAGCACAUAUCAACGAGGACGGAACAGAGCGCGAGUGCAGUGGCGAGUUUUCACUGCUGAGUCCGCACAUUUGUCGGGUGGCGCAGUCUGCUUCGAGUAGUGCAAGGUCGUUCAAGUCAUGUAACAAGCGAAAGCGGAAAGGAGAGGGCUCACCACACGCCGUGGAUGGUACGAAAGAGAUGCAUGGCGUAGAUAAACUAGACAAGGAGGCACUUGUGUUGCUGAGCGGACACGAGAAGGAAGUGUACGCUUGCUCGUGGAACCCAACGACGAACGUUUUAGUGUCAGGAUCCAGUGACUCGACGGCGAGGCUCUGGACACUGCCAAACAAGGUAGAAGAUGAAAAAUCUAUGGUGCACAAGAUACUGGACCAUGGCUCAGGACCGCACAAGGACGUCACGACUCUCGAGUGGAAUCACAAUGGAUGUUUGUUAGCGUCAGGAACAUACAACGGCAAGACACGGAUAUGGGAUGCGGAAGGCGAGAUGAAGCACAUGUUCCAAUACCACAAUGGACCAGUAUUUGCUACUCGGUGGAGCAAGACUAGUCUGUUUCUGCUUAGUGCUAGCUUCGACAAGACUGUUGUUCUGUGGGAUGCUACGACUGAAACGAAACGACAACAGCUCAAGCUGCACGACGAUCCGAUUUUGGAUGCAUCGUGGAAGGAUGACUCUACUUUUGCUACAUGUUCUUCCGACAUGAAUAUUUGUGUGGCUCGCGUGGGAGGAACGAAAGCUGAUAUGGUGCUGCGUGGUCACAAGGACGCAAUCAACUCGGUCAAAUGGGAUCCGUCUGGUCGAUUUCUGGCAUCCUGUUCUGAUGACUACACGGUAAAAAUCUGGGAACCAUACGCAAAAGUUACUGGCAAGAAGGAGACAGAGCACGACGACGACACGGGAGGUGACAGCACGAAGAACAACGAGGUGGAUCCGGCAUUGGAUACAGCGAGCUCUGUGGCACUGGUGUUUACGCUGCAAGAGCACAAAAAGGAAGUAUACACGUUUCGUUGGAGUUGCACGGGCCCCGGUACAGCUCUACCAGACCAGCCUCUGACACUAGCCAGCGCAUCUUUUGAUGGCACCGUGAAACUGUGGGAUGCAGAGUCGGGAUCUUGUAGGAGAACAUUUGAUCAUCAGUAUCCUGUAUAUGGUGUUGCGUUUAGCCCGGAUGGGCAACACUUGGCAAGUGGCACAGUAGGGGGCAUGGUCAAUGUUUGGUCGCUGAAGGACGGAUCCUUAGUAAAGAUGUAUCAAGCAAAUGGUGAUGUCUACGAGGUCAAUUGGAACAAACAGGGUGACCAGAUCGCCGCGUGCGUGUCUAGUGGUGACGUCGCAAUUAUCAAUUUUCGAUUGUAG